This is a messenger RNA of Gasterosteus aculeatus aculeatus (three-spined stickleback), 4090 nucleotides long. RefSeq names its product AVL9 homolog (S. cerevisiase) (gene avl9). Lineage: Eukaryota; Metazoa; Chordata; Actinopteri; Perciformes; Gasterosteidae. The record is from RefSeq and is a predicted model, not a curated record. Gene Ontology annotation, cellular component: cytoplasm.
UUGGGACGAAGCGGAAGAGAGAAUCCGCGGCGGUGGUUCGUGUUCGCGGAACCAGUGCGCGCGCGUGGGAGGGUCGCAGAGAGUCGGUUUGUGUCCGGGACAGUGUUUACAUCCGACCCCCCGUCCGUAGAGGCGGAGGAGGGGCCCCGGCAUGGAGUCUCACUGCAGGGACGAGCCGAAGGGACCCGUGCUGCACAUCGUGGUGGUCGGAUUUCACCACAAAAAGGGCUGUCAGGUGGAAUUCUCGUACCCGCCGCUGAUGCCCGCCGAGGGUCACGACAGCCCCCUGCUGCCGGAGGAGUGGAGGUACCUCCCCUUCCUGGCGCUGCCCGACGGAGCGCACAACUUCCAGGAAGACACGGUGUUUUUUCAUCUGCCGCCGCUGAGUGAAGACAGGAAGUGCGUCUACGGGGUUUCCUGUUAUCGCCAAAUCGAAGCAAAGGCCCUGAAGGUGCGACAGGCCGACGUCACCAGGGAGACGGUGCAGAAGAGCGUCUGCGUCCUCAGUCGAGUGCCUCUCUACGGUUUGCUUCAGGCUAAACUGCAGCUCAUCACACACGCCUACUUCGAGGAGAAAGACUUCUCACAGAUCUCCAUUUUAAAGGAGCUGUACGACCACAUGAACGGCUCGCUGAGGGGCUCGGCCCUGGAGGGGUCUCAGGUGUAUCUCGGCUUAUCACCGAGGGAUCUAAUUCUGCACUUUGGACACAAGAUCCUCAUCCUCUUCAAGCUCAUUCUGCUGGAGAAGAAGGUGCUCUUCUAUGUGUCUCCUGUCAACAGACUGGUGGGGGCUCUGAUGACCGUCCUGUCGCUGUUUCCAGGUAUGGUCGAGCACGGCCUGGUGGACUCCUCCCACUACCGGCCCAAGAGCAGCGCCUCGGAGGACCCCACCCUGGUGGAGAGCGUCUCGGGAGCCGAGGCCUUCGUCUCCGUGUCCGCCACCGACAUCCCCGCCGCCGCCGGCGCCGCCGAGGGGAGCGACCGCCUCCUGAAGCCGCCGUCCCGCGGCUCCCCGGAGUCCUCGGAGAGCGACUGGGAGACCCUGGACCCCGGCGUGCUGGAGGAGGGUCCCAAAGAGGCGGGCGAGGGGAAGGAGGCGGAGCCGGCGGACGCCUUCGACCCGGAGCCGGGGACGCCCAUCACGGUGCAGCCGCAGCCCGCCGGCGGGCAGGGGGGGGUCGUCCAGGGUCUGGUGUCCGGUCUGGAGGAGGACCAGUACGGCCUGCCGCUGCCCAUCUUCACCAAGGGUUACCUGUGUCUGCCCUACAUGGCCCUGCAGCAGCAUCACCUCCUGUCCGACGUGGCGGUGCGCGGCUUCGUUGCCGGGGCGACCAACAUCCUCUUCCGCCAGCAGAGGCACCUCAGCGACGCCGUGGUGGAGGUGGAGGAAGCCGGAGUCCACAUCCAGGACCCGGAGCUCCGGAAGGCCGUGAGCCUGACCACGGCGGACCUGCGCUUCGCCGACUACCUGGUGAAGCACGUGACGGAGAACCGGGACGACGUGUUCCUGGACGGGACGGGCUGGGAGGGCGGAGACGAGUGGAUCAGAGCGCAGUUCACCCUCUACCUCCACUCGUUACUGUCCUCCGCCCUGCAGCAAGACAACGAGAGGCUGCUGGCCGACUACGGCGUUCCCUUCGUGACGGCCUGGAAGAUCACCCACAACUACCGGGUGUGGUUCGGCAACAAGCACCCCGCCAUGGCCGCCAUCACGCCGGGCCACCCCUUCCAGGGCCAGUACAGUGUUGCUGACGUGAAGCUCCGACUCUCACACUCGGUGCAGAACAGCGAGAGAGGGAAGAAGUUCGGCAACGCCAUGAUGACCACGAGUCGCAGCAUGGUGCAGACUGGAAAAGCCGUGGGUCAGUCCGUGGGCGGAGCGUUGACCAGCGCCAAGUCGGCCAUGUCCUCCUGGUUCUCCACGCUUGCGCCGCCAGUGGCGGUGACGGCCGCCGAGCCGCCGGAGCCGGCCGCCGAGGUCCAGCCCAUGAAUUGAAAACCCACCGGUCCCACCGAGACAUGAGACGAGAGAAGAGACAAAAAAAAGUCACAACGGUGAUUCAUCCUCAAACAGGAAAAUAACCGUACGGUCCACAUCCACCGUGAGGCUGCACCGGCGCUUUUGAUUAAAAAAACAACCAAAUAUGCUUUUUUUCCUGUGAGAAACUGAAAGUGAAAACAUUAUGUUGUGUUCAACUCUUUGCUGCGUAUUUCUAGAGUUCGUCGUACAGAAAACUAUUUUGCUGGCCUGUAAAUCACAGAUUGAGAAAUUUACGGUUGUGGCAAGAUUUGAAAGAAAGAAAGUAUGAGCUACAUUGAAGAUAUUUUUAAACUCAGCGAUGUGUGUAAUCACGCUGCGGUUGUUGUGGUAACGGCGUUAAAAAAAAGACUCAAUGAAAUACUUUUAUUACUUCUAUAACUAAAGUAGGGAGAAUUGUCUACAGAGAUGUAGAGCUACAAACUUUAUAAUUAGUUAGCUAAAAGCAUCUUAGCUAGCUAUAAAACGCUAACUAACUUUUAAGCUAAGCUUAAUUUAUUUUGUUUGACAUAAUGAGACACACAUUCACAUAAUGUCCAUGAUUUACUUCCUCAAUUAACAGAAGAAAAAAGAAGAGGAAAUUAAGAUAAAAGUACAUUGUCUGUCUUAGCAAGCUACCUCAUUUUGUUAGCCUUGACUUGCUGGAUUAAACACUUGUAGUAUCACCACAAAACACUGCCCACCAAAAUAAAAUAUCAGUAACAAACCACCAUCUCCCUGUUAAUGAUAUUUGAUAAUAUCCCAGAGGUCUAACUGGUCUUAUUAGAAAUCUGGAUAUACCACGUUAGCAUUUGCGCUUGGUUUAGUUAACGUUAGCCAGCAACGUCUCCACUUGGAUGUCCUACAUUGAUUUGGAAAACAAAACUGUUACCGUGAUAAAUAAUCCUUGUGAAUGUUUCUGUACUUGUAUCACAAACGUUCCCAUUAGCGAGGUAGCUAGCCUAAAAGGGUGGUGCCUAAUGUGUGUAGCUAUCUGUGCUUUUGGCUAAGCUAGUUAGCCAAAAAGUCUCAAUUAAGCUUCAUUCUUUAUCAACUGGUAAUACCCCACAUUUAGUACAAAUGCAACGUUUUAUAUUUCUAUUCACGCUUUAUUUGAAAUGUUUGGCCGAUGGUUCUAUUUUUUUGAUGCCUCAGUCAUUUUUACUUGUUCAAUAACCUUUUAGCUCUCUGUCAGUUUCUAGAUAAUCCAAAAUCUAAAAUAUAUUUUAAUCCCCUAAAUUCGGACACUCUGUGAAGCGCCAGUAUAGUAUUCCAGUAUUGUUCAACGUGUUUCCACAACUAACAUUACUACACAAACCAACGUAAUUACUAAACCUGAACGCAGUUACUGCAACGACCACAACGUUAUUACGCCAGUCCUCGCAUAGCCGGAUGAACGCGAUGAAAGCGCUCGCUUCAUGAUGAAGGAAGCCGUGUUCUACAGGCCUUUUUAUACGAUACGUUAGAACUAUAUUUAGUCUGAGAACAGUUUAAAGCAGGGUGACUCAUUUAUUUGUGAACAAACUCAUAGAUGUCCAUGUUUUGUCACAACGGCGCUGGAAAAAGUCCCUCCAUCUGCGUGCGUUUGCACAAAGAAGCCGUCGUAUUCUAUUUAUGUGAAUCUUUAUCUCGUAUCACUGUAAUUGUCGAGCUGUUUGCAGGAUCUUUUCCCUCCAGGCUUCAGUUAUUCACCAGUGGGAUUAAAAGCGAGUCCAGUGAGCAUGCUCCGUUCAGUCCAGUUUUACAGCUGUAAUGAGUGUCCUUCCGUCUUCAAAGCUCUUUUAAUGCAGUCUUUCUUUUUUUGUUUUGGGUUCCUCAUACUUAAAUAUCUUUUGCCAUUACAGGUAUUUUGGCUCAAGUUAAAAAAUACUAAAAAAAAUCUAUUGAAAGGUGCAUAUCCUUCAUCUUCUGGUAUAUUUUAAUUUUGUAUUUAAGAGGUAGGAAUGUAUUGUGAAAUAAAAUUCACGCAAUAUUUUCUUGACAGAUGCUUCUAGCGUAUAUGAGAGGAAGUGAUCCUAUAGUAUAUUGCUGUAUUAAAAAUAAACUGCAGACUUUUUGUCUGGGAUGACGGGA